Messenger RNA from Cyanistes caeruleus (blue tit), 2875 nucleotides. Its product is annotated as urea transporter 2-like. Gene Ontology annotation, cellular component: membrane. Gene Ontology annotation, molecular function: urea transmembrane transporter activity. Gene Ontology annotation, biological process: urea transmembrane transport. Lineage: Eukaryota; Metazoa; Chordata; Aves; Passeriformes; Paridae. The record is from RefSeq and is a predicted model, not a curated record.
CUCUCUGAAAACACCCACCUGAAUUCUCUGUGCUCAACAGAGCAGCCCAAGGAUAAACCCUCCGGUAAAUCCCAUGUGACUGAAGAUAUAGGAGUCUGCCUGAAGACGUGACGACUUGCCGUCCCCAGUAACCAACACACUGCAGGCUGAAGCAGACAGGCUCGACUCUGCAAGAGGACAAGUUCAUCCCAGGUUUCCCUGUUGCCCUUUGCCACUACCCAAAAGAGGAUGGAGCUCGGCGAGAUCGUUGUGACUAAACAUCCCAAUGACAGGGAGCUGUACAAGAAGGAGAUGCCAAGAGCUCAGGACCUGCUGUGGAGAAGUGGAAACUGGAUCCUCCAUGGUUUUGGUUAUCUCACAGGAGAAAUGAAAGAAUAUGGAGAGUGGAUAAAAAACAAACCCUUAAUGGUUCAGCUGGUGGACUGGAUCUUGCGAGGGACCUCUCAGGUGAUGUUUGUCAACAAUCCUCUCAGUGGACUGAUCAUUUUAGUGGGGCUUUUCAUCCAGAGCCCCUGGUGGAUGCUCACAGGCUGCACUGGAACCACUGUGUCCACGUUAACUGCGCUGGCCCUCAGUCAGGACAGGCCGUCCAUCGCAGCCGGGCUGCACGGCUACAACGGGAUCCUGGUGGGCCUGCUCAUGGCUGUCUACUCUGACAAAGGGGAUUACUACUGGUGGCUUCUCCCCCCUGUGGCAGUGAUAUCCAUGGCCUGCCCAGUCCUGUCCAGUGCUUUGGGAUCCAUCUUCAGCAAAUGGGACCUUCCUGUUUUCACUCUGCCCUUCAACAUUGCAGUCACCCUGUACCUGGCAGCCACAGGACACUACAACCCCUUCUUCCCCACAACCCUCAUCAAGCCCGUAGCUGCAGUGCCCAAUAUCACCUGGUCUGACAUCAAUGUGCCUCUGCUCUUACAGUCCAUCCCAGUUGGAAUUGGUCAAGUGUAUGGUUGUGGGAACCCCUGGACUGGUGGCAUUUUCCUUGUGGCUCUGCUCAUCUCCUCCCCACUGAUUUGUCUUCAUGCUGCAAUUGGAUCAGCUGUGGGGAUGUUUGCAGCCCUGAGCAUUGCAUCCCCAUUUGACAGCAUCUACCUUGGCUUACACAACUACAACUGUGCCCUGGCCUGCAUCGCCAUCGGGGGAAUGUUCUACGCCCUGACCUGGCAGACACAUUUGCUGUCACUUGCCUGUGCAUUAUUUUGUGCCUACUCCGGAGCAGCUCUUGCUAAUGCCCUCUCUGUGCUCGGGCUGCCGGUGUGCACCUGGCCCUUCUGCCUCUCCGCGCUCCUCUUCCUGCUGAUAACCUCAGAAAACCCGGCCAUCUACAAAAUGCCCCUCUGCAAAGUCACACACCCAGAAGCCAACCGGAUCUACUACCUGAGGAUGAAGAGAAGGGCCUCAGAGAGCAGGAGGGAGGAGCAGAAGAGAAAGGAGCAGAAACCCUCUGACAGCUCAAAAAUGAGCCCUGGGGGCACCCCACUGUGCACCCCCAAGAGCCGCCACGUUCAGAAUAUCAACAUGGAAAACUGUGUUGAUGUCAAGAUAGAAACCAAGGGGGAAAGGAUGCCAAUGAAGCAGAAUCCACUGAGCACAGGUGGGAAGAGUUUCUGCAGAGCUGUGGGUUACCUCACCGGAGACAUGAAGGAUUUUGGAAUCUGGCUGAAAGACAAACCUCUCAUGAUCCAGUUCCUUGACUGGGUGCUGCGUGGGAUAUCCCAGGUGAUGUUUGUCAACAAUCCCCUCAGUGGGCUGGUCAUUCUGACCGGCCUCCUGCUGCAGAACCCAUGGUGGACACUCACAGGAUGUGUGGGAACAGUUGUCUCAACUUUAACAGCACUUAUUCUGUGUCAGGACAGGUCAGCCAUAGCAGCAGGCCUGUAUGGAUACAAUGGGGUCCUGGUGGGAUUGCUGAUGGCUGUCUUCUCUGCUGAUGGAGACUACAACUGGUGGCUCCUCCUGCCAGUGGCACUGGUGUCCAUGACCUGCCCUAUUUUCACCAGUGCUUUAAGUGCAGUUUUCUCUAAGUGGGAUCUGCCUGUUCUCACCUUGCCUUUCAACUUGGCCUUGACCCUCUACCUGGCUGCUUCAGGACCACACAACCUCUUCUUCCCCACAACUAUCAUUCGUCCUGCAACAGCAACCCCGAAUAUCACCUGGGCAGAUGCAGAAAUCACAAUGCUCCUGCAAUCCAUUCCAGUUGGCGUGGGCCAGGUUUAUGGCUGUGACAAUCCCUGGACUGGGGGAAUUUUCCUAAUUGGUUUAUUUAUCUCCUCUCCACUCAUUUGUGUCCACACACUGAUCGGAAUGACACCUUUCUGACUUUAUUUUCCAGGGCUGAGCUUAGCAACGCCGUUCAACCAAAUCUACCUGGGGCUGUGGGGCUACAACAGCUCCCUGUCCUGCGCUGCCAUCGGGGGCAUGUUCUUGGCUCUCACCUGGCAGACACACCUCCUGGCCAUGGCCUGUGCACUCUUCACUGCCUACCUGGGAGCAGCAGUGACCCACAUGCUGUCUGUGUUUGGGGUGCCAUCAGGAACCUGGCCUUUCUGCUUCUCUGCGCUGACCUUCCUGCUCAUGACCACAAACAACUCUGCCAUCUGCAAGCUGCCCCUCUCCAAAGUCACCUACCCAGAAGCCAACCGAGCUUAUUAUCUGAUGAUGAAGAAACAUGAGAGGUCUUGCUGUGAGGCAUAGAGACCCAAGAAGAGGGAAACUCGUCAGAUUUUAAGGCAGGAGCACAAGGUGUUUGCCCAACAGACUGUGAUUUGUGUGCUACCAUGUCCAACACCAACUUCUGUGUGGAGAGACUUUUCCCACCAGGGAAAAUCCACUAGAAUCUGUUUGUUCUAUUAAGAAGAUUUCUACUAGGUAGGACUGU